AUGAAACAUGUUUUUACAAAUACCAUUACAAACAUUUGGAAGUAUAACUCAAACAUGAAAGAUAAGCUAAAUCGAGUAAAAAUAUUCUCUUGUGCGCUAUUUGUACUCACUCAGGCGGCAGCCAACUUAGAGCACAUUAUGAUUGAGCCUGCUAUAUACGAAAAAGACAUGUACAUAUCUGCAGAUGAAUUUAAGCUGGAAAAAUACCGGCAGGAUGAAAGGCCCAAAGUAGAUAAUACUGGCGCAAUUGCACCAGAAGUAAACUAUCCGAUUGAUAUUGACACAAUGGUGUUUAAUAUGGAAAAUAUGUCGAAGGUAUACGUGAAUCGGCAAAAAGAAAAAAAGGAGCAGCAGGUGUUUAUAUUUAAAAACACAGACAAUAAGUACAUGACAGGCAUCAAAGAUCAGUUCAUCACAAUGGCAGGAAAAUUGGAAAAGACCCCUGAUGCACAGCUCUGGCAUUUGAUUUUUUUAAAGAAUGACAACCAUUACAUGUUUAUGUCCAUGAGCCAUCAAAACAUGUGCUUGACAAUAGUUCCCAUGCAGGCCACCACCAACCCGAACAUGCCUCCCAGCACGCUGCUAGGAUCAAAUUUAAAACUUACUAAAUGUAAUUCCGAAGCGAUUGAGCAGAGGUACAUCAUAAAAAAAAUACAUCCGGCAAAGGAUGAGGUUGCAGAGCUUGAUGAGUUAAAUGAAUCAAGCGUAGCAGGCGAUGCAAAUGGGCAGAACUCAACUUCUCAAAUCCGUGCUAAUCGAAACCUAGCAAUGAUUACUGAAAUGCUUCGCGCAAUGAGUCAGUCUUUAAUACACAUUCAAGAAAAGCUUUUUGGAUACCCGCCUAGUGAGAUCCGGCCUCUUAUCGGGGAUGGCCCAAACCAGGCAGUUCCGGAUGCUACUAACCCUGUAUAUUCGCAGAAUCCGCCACCAUACACUUUAACUAAUACGAAUGCACCGCCCCCGCCAUAUAGCACACAGCCGGCGCCAUACUAUCCUGCGGGGCUUAAUGGCUCUCCUCCAAGGUACAGUAGCCAGAUUUCUUCAUACAAUCCAGGCGGCCGCAAUAGUACUCCACCCCCACUGUAUACAUCUAGCCCACUUUACAAUCCACCCAGCGGAAUGGGCAGCAAUUCUUUUAACUACAACCCAAGUGCACUGUCUGGCUCCCCUUUGAAUCAGCAGUCUUCUCUAGUCCCAUCUAAACCUGUCAGUAUAUAUCCAGACAACCCUGGACCAAACAACCCAACAUUGCAAAGAACCCCGAAAUAUUCUUCUAAUCUACGCAUAUAAAUAGCAUAAAGUAUUUAGAUAUUCUACUUUAUUAUAAACAACUAGAUAUAUCCAUUGUAGAGACAAGUAAUAACCCCGAA
Nematocida parisii ERTm1 is the source of this 1370-nucleotide messenger RNA. RefSeq lists its product as uncharacterized. The coding region runs from base 1 to 1290 and encodes 429 amino acids. NCBI's taxonomy places the organism in Eukaryota, Fungi, Microsporidia. The transcript has a single exon. The record is from RefSeq and is a predicted model, not a curated record.